AUGGUGGAGGAAGAAGUGGAGGUUUUGCAAAGUAUAUACGGCGAUGAACUUGUAGUCGAGAGGAAUUUUGCAGAGAACGAGCCACCAAUAAUAUUAAGCAUGAAAAUACGAUCAGCACUAUCGCAGUCGCAGUGUGCAACAACUAUUCAUGCUGUUAUCGAAUUACCAAAGCAGUACCCAAAAAUAUCUCCGAAAGUUUAUUUACGACAACAGCGAGGAUUUGAUGAAAGCAAUGCGAUUAUUCUUCAGGAAAGCAUCCAGGAGUAUAUUGAAGCCAAUAUCGAUAUGCCUAUCCUUUAUGAUAUUUUCCAAAUGGUCCAAAAAUUUGUGGAAACUGAACGAAAUUUUCCGUGCACUGUUUGUCCAGUGUGUUUAGACGGGUUUAAUGCAGAAACUAGUGCUUUUUGUACAUCAAACUGUGAUCAUUAUAUUCAUCAGAAUUGUUUUAUAUGUUACGUAAACUACACAAAGGGUGAAAUCACGAGAGAACUUAGUGAAUGGCCAGAAGAUAUGAAAUCAAAGGUGGAUCAGGUCUUAAAAUGUCCAAUAUGUCGAACGCCACUAAGUGAACAAGAUUUAUCAACAGUUGGUCGGGAAUCAAUCACUUUGGAUGAAGCUAUUGUAGAUAAAGGAAAUUUUGAAUUUAACUGGGUAAAAUGGCGAUCAAAACUCAAAGAAUUACAGCCAGUUUUCGAACGGCAAAAGGCUAAAGGCGGUUUAAUUGAUCCGGAGGAAGAACGAAAGCGUUAUCUCAUCACUGAUGAUAUUGUGUUUGAAAGACAGCCUGUCGCAGAAUCAUCCCAUCAGAAAGAAAAUGUCGAAGCCGCUGAACUUUUCGAAAGUGUAUCAUCAAAACCCUCUUGCCAGUUUUUGGAUCAUCAAAAGAAGAAUCGAGGUGGAAUUGGUUACAUUCUCAGAUAG
This is a messenger RNA of Cercopithifilaria johnstoni, 921 nucleotides long. NCBI's taxonomy places the organism in Eukaryota, Metazoa, Nematoda, Chromadorea, Rhabditida, Onchocercidae. The record is from the annotation of a GenBank genome assembly.